Molecule: messenger RNA, 948 nt
Organism: Camellia sinensis
Lineage: Eukaryota; Viridiplantae; Streptophyta; Magnoliopsida; Ericales; Theaceae
Gene: TRX-M4
Product: thioredoxin M-type 4
Cellular component (GO): cytoplasm
Molecular function (GO): protein-disulfide reductase activity
Source: RefSeq, a predicted model, not a curated record
GCAGAUCAGGACGCAAAAACGUUUCUCUUCAUUCUUCCCAAUCCACCACUCUCUCUCACUCUCUAUCUCUCUCAUCUCUUGUAACCUACUCUGCAUCUCUCUCUUUCUCUCUGUAGCUUCGAUCGUCGUCGAGUUUGAUGGCUGGUGUGCUUGAGACGCUGACUGUUCCUCGGGCCUCGGUUUUUCCGGCGGCGGCGUUGGCUCCGAUGGGGAGUUAUUCAGUUUAUGCACUCUCAGGCAGCCGGAAAUCGGUCAAAUUACCGGAAAUCAGAGGCCUGAAGAUCUGUUAUAGUUCUACGAGUCGAUCGUUUAGUUCGAGCUCCAGCUCGAGUUUGAGACUCGAUCGCCGUGGGGGACGAAUUGUGUGCGAGGCUCAGAAGACUGCUGUUGAAGUGAGAAACAUCACGUAUGUUUCUUUAACAAUUGCAGUGACUACUGUAACUGAUGCAAGUUGGCAGUCACUUGUCCUUGAGUCUGAUUCCGCUGUUCUAGUUGAAUUCUGGGCUCCAUGGUGUGGUCCGUGCCGGAUGAUCCACCCUAUUAUUGAUGAAUUGGCAAAGCAAUACACUGGGAAGCUCAAAUGCUACAAGGUGAACACUGAUGAGAGUCCUUCAAUUGCAACCCGAUACGGGAUCCGUAGCAUUCCGACUGUCAUAAUCUUCAAGAAUGGAGAGAAGAAAGAUGCAGUUAUUGGUGCUGUUCCCAAAUCAACACUGACCUCCAGCAUUGAAAAAUUCUUGUAGAGGCGGUAAGAUAUAUUAAUUCUUAGUGAAGCUAUCUCUUGUAUGUGUUUCAUCCCUCUUUAGAUAAUGAUUCCGCAAGUUCAGACAUGCUGCAUCAAUAAACUAAAUAUGCUCCUGUAUAGUUACUGUAUGUUGCUGCAUUUUCUGUUUUCUUUGUGAUAAUGUUAAUUAUCUAUAUUUGUGUUUACAUUUUCCAAAAGGCUCA